Drosophila rhopaloa is the source of this 3557-nucleotide messenger RNA. It is a transcript of the gene nvy, whose product is annotated as protein CBFA2T3. Gene Ontology annotation, cellular component: nucleus. Lineage: Eukaryota; Metazoa; Arthropoda; Insecta; Diptera; Drosophilidae. Gene Ontology annotation, molecular function: transcription corepressor activity. The transcript is spliced from 6 exons. The record is from RefSeq and is a predicted model, not a curated record. Gene Ontology annotation, biological process: DNA-templated transcription; negative regulation of DNA-templated transcription. The coding region runs from base 428 to 2692 and encodes 754 amino acids.
GGAGCGGUCGAACAUGUGCUACCUGGGCGCUACUACAACACUGCUCUCACAAACAAAACGAACUUUCGACUGGUCGGACGUCCCUCAGUUUGAAUCGCAUUCGCAUUCGGACUCAACUUCCGCGUGUUCUCGUGCAACGCAUCCAGCGCGCCAUUCAAAAUACGCGAACGAACCGAAAGAUACUUUCGCAUCCAUUCAGUUUUAGAUUGAGAUUCAGAUUCAGUCGCUUGGCAUUGCUCCGAGAUGCCGGUUCGCGUUUCGCGCUGCCGCCUGCUUUACAAUGAUUCGAUGGUGAAUAAUGCACUCGCGAUGUGUUAAAUCAACGAAAUAUAUAUUCAAUAGCAAAUAAAACAGUCGGAAAUUUUGAAGCAAAAACAAACUCCAUCUACGUAUCAUCAGAAUCUAAAUACCACAGAGAUCUGCCAAAAUGAUGGCGCUCGAUGGCAAGGCGAUAAUUAAGGAGGAGAUUACCGACAAGGACGCCUACGACGCGGCGGCAGCGGCUGCGGCGGCGGUGGCAGCGGGGGCAGCCUUGGCGGCGGCCACCGCAGCAGCUGUCCAGGGGCAGGUGCCGUCCGCGUCAUCGUCGGCGGCGGGAUCAGCGUCGGCGGCAGCCGCGGCAGUCAACAACAACACAACAGCGGCGGCGGCCACAGCGGCAGCAAUUAGUCGCCGGCUUAAAGGUGACAGCAGCGGCGGGGACAAGAGCUCCUCCUCCUCCUCGAGCAGCAAGGACAGCAGCCACACAUCCAGCAGUCGGUGCGAAAGGGACAGGGAGAGGGAGCGGGAGCGGGAGCGGGACAGGCUAUGCCGCACUCCGCCGGACUCUCCGCCGGACAGUUCGCGCAGUCUGGCCCCCCGCUCGCCCCACUCCCCGCUGCAGUUGCACCAGCGGCCGCAGCGCAACGCCAGCGUCUCGCCGGUGGUCAAUGGAUCGUCCGGCGGCGGAGGAGGAGUGGGCUCCUCGGGCACCUCGCCCACGCCCACUCCGGGCGGUCAGCAGCAUGCCGCCUCCCUGGCCGCUGCCGCAGCCGCCGCCGCUGCCGCCGCCCAUGUGGAACAGGCGCGUCUGGUGGCCAAGAUGCGCAAGUUCCUGGGCGCCCUGGUACAGUUCUCCCAGGAACUGGGACAGCCGGAGGUCAGCGAGCGGGUGCGCGCCCUGGUGCUCUCCCUCUGCUGCGGCAGCAUUUCCGUGGAGGAGUUCCGGCUGGCCCUGCAGGAGGCCAUCAACCUGCCCCUGCGUCCCUAUGUGGUGCCGCUGCUGAAGAACAGCAUUGCGCUGGUGCAGCGGGAGGUGCUGGCCUUGGCCCGGGCCACCAACCAGUCCGCCCUGCAGUAUGUGACCAACAACGAGCAGGCGGUGAUGGAGUUUGCCCCGCACGGAGUGGCCAGUGCCGAGUUCGGGGACAUAUUCAUCCAGCUGGAGGCGCCCACUUCCAAUGGCGGCAGUGGGGUCUUCAAGCGCCUCUCCUCCGAUUCCAUGAUGGAGCACGGCGGGCACAAUGGCCUGCAGGAGUGGAGUGAGUACAUGGCGAGUGGGGGAGCUGGCUAUCCACCGCCGCCCAGCAAACGGUUGACCCUGCAUCCCGCCCACUCGGUGGUGGCCUACGGGGACUAUGGAGUUUCAUCCGCGGAGGGAUUGCCCUCGGCAGCGGCCUUCAUGCAAAGGGACGAACGGGAUCUGAGGAUGAGCGAGGCGCAGGCCAGGCACGCUGCUCCGCCACCAAGAGCUGGAAACCCCAACCCGAACCCCAAUGCCAAUCCAAAUGCAGCUGCCCCUGGAGCACCGGGAUCGGGGGGCGAGGAGGAGUGGAAGAACAUUCACACCAUGCUCAACUGCAUCUCCGCGAUGGUGGACAAGACGAAGCGGGCCAUCACGAUCCUCCAGCAGCGGGGCAUCGAGCCGCAGCAUCCCAACAGUGGUCAGGAGGUCACGCCGGCGGCCAUGGCGGAACUGCGUCGCCAGACGGAGGAGAAGGUCGCCGAGUUCAAGCGAAACGCCGAGGAUGCCGUCACACAGGUUAAGCGCCAAGCUGUCAUCGAAAUCCAGAGGGCAGUGGUGGCAGCCGAAACGCGGGCAGCGGAGAUUAUGACCCAGGAACGCUUGCGCAUGGAAAAGUUCUUCAUGGAGAUGAGUCGCCAUUCCAGCGGAGAACGGGAUCUGGACAACAAGUCGCCUUCAAUGCCCAGUUCUCAGAAUGGCAGCAAUCUGCAACAGCAGUGCUGGAAUUGCGGUCGCAAGGCCACGGAAACCUGCUCCGGUUGCAACAUGGCCCGCUAUUGCAGCGCUUCAUGCCAGUACAGGGAUUGGGAUAGUCACCAUCAGGUGUGCGGCAAUUCCCGGGCCAGUGAGCUGAGCGCCAAGCACCUGCACUCGGCCAGCACUCUGCGCAGUGCGAUGGCCACCAGGUCGCCACCCACGCCCAACUCCGCGGCUCAUCUGCAGGCGGCGGCAGCGGCUGCGGCUGCUGCUGCGGGCGCCCGUGAGGCGGUGGGCGCUGCCAGUGGCGGCGGUCCGGUGGGAGGUCCUGUGGCAGGAGUAGCAGGAGUCGGCGGAGGGGCAGGAGGCGGCGGACCCUCUGGACCAGGGGGCGGUGGAGGAGGCGGAGGGGGUGGCGGAGGCGCCUCGGCUGCCGCUGUGGCCGCUGCCACACCAGGUGCUUUGGUGGCCAACGGGUUGGGCUCCAAAUGACGCAUUCGCAUGAUGAAACCCAAGAAGAAGUACUUGUGCUAGUCAAAUUAAAAAGGGGGUGAACCACUAAAAACCAUAUACACACUUACAAUUAUGCAGCUAAUAUAGAGUUAUCCAAAAACCAAAAAACGAGUAAUGUCAGCAUCGUCAUUUAAAGACACAAGAAACUAGAUGAUGCUUAACAUCCAAAAACGCAUAAAUAGAUACAGAUUAAUGUGCAUUUUCACUAGAGUUUAUACAUUUCAAUGUUUCAAGCAGAAAAUCAUUAACGAACGGGUUGAAGGGUAAGAAUCAAAAGGAAUACAUUUCUUAGAGAAAUUAAAGAAAAGAAAAAUGUUUUUGCAACUUAAAUUACUCAAAGAAAUACUUUUUAACGAAUUUAUCCUUCAAUUUCCAACCUGUGACUUAAUAAAUGUACGAAAAUUCCAUUUUACCAUCAGCACUUUCACAAACAGAAAACAUAAAAUGCAUUAAUAUUAUUAACAAUAUGUGCACACUAUUAAAGAUUUCAUAAGCAAGUAAACUCAUUAAAAAAGCAACACUUGAUAAACAGUAAAAUUCUGUAAGUAAGCAACCCAAAGCGAGUAAAAACAAAAAACUGAACAUAGUAGAUUUUAUUAAUACAAUACAGUAUAUUACUACGGAUAUGAUUAUGAGUAUGAUUAUGAUUAUGAUUAUGAUUAUGGCUAAUUUAUUGAAUGAGUUUAAUUUAUUGAUUAGUAUUUAUUGUAUUCUAUAAACUAAAACGUAAAUGUACUUUUAUCAUAAACAAAUACCAAGUAAAUGUUACACCUACAAAACCAAGGCUGCAAGGCUACGACAAAUGAAAAACCCAAGAAAUAAAGUGUUUUAAACCAAACGAAAA